Penicillium cataractarum is the source of this 861-nucleotide messenger RNA. RefSeq lists its product as uncharacterized. Bases 1 to 861 code for a protein of 286 amino acids. The record is from RefSeq and is a predicted model, not a curated record. The transcript has 2 exons. NCBI's taxonomy places the organism in Eukaryota, Fungi, Ascomycota, Eurotiomycetes, Eurotiales, Aspergillaceae.
AUGACCGCUAAGCACGAUUCCGAGGCCACUGUGGCCGUGAACAUCGAGGAGCUCCGCAACUCCAAGGAUGCUGUCAUCAUGCGCCUCAUGGCUCUGCAAUCCUACAUUGCCGACCUGAGCAAGGCCUACGUGGAGCACGUCAACAAUGUCAUCAACGGUGACUCUGCCACCAUUGACAUUCCCGCCAUGCCCACUGGUCUGGCUUUCCACGCCGAGUCCACCCGCGCUGCUAGCCCCGGUCUCAAGUCCGAGGCUGGCGGUCUGAAGAAGCGCAAGCGUGCGCCGGUGGACCCCAACGCGCCCAAGCGUGCCCUGACUCCCUACUUCCUGUACAUGCAGCAGAACCGCACCAAGAUCGCCGAGGAUCUGGGUGGUAGUGCUAAGCCCAAGGAUGUUGCCGACGAGGGUACUCGUCGCUGGCAGACCAUGGAUCCCAAGGAGAAGGAUGUCUACAAGGCGCAGUACCUCGAGAACUACGAGGCCUACAAGCGCGACAUGGCCGCCUACAAGGCUGGUCGUAAGGCAGGCGAUGACGAUGCUGCCAAUGAUCAGCUCCAGCAGGGCAUUGCCGGUGUCGAGCACGAAGAGGCCGAGUCUUCUGAUGACGAGACCUCCGAGUCCGAGGAAGAGGUCGAGGAGGAAUCUCCUUCCCCGCCUCAGCCCGUGAAGCAGAAGACCCCUCCUAAGAGCGCCGCUAAGCGCCGUCGUAGCGACGUCAAGGCCGUGAAGGAGGUUGUCGAGUCUCCCGUUAAGCCCGCCUCGCCCGUCAAGAAGGGUCGCAAGGCCGCCGAAGCUGCCUCGGCCAAGUCUACCCCGGCAGAGACCAAGCGCAAGACCAAGAAGCGCAAGAGCGAGGUUUAA